Bufo gargarizans (Asiatic toad) is the source of this 2095-nucleotide messenger RNA. RefSeq lists its product as uncharacterized. The transcript has 2 exons. NCBI's taxonomy places the organism in Eukaryota, Metazoa, Chordata, Amphibia, Anura, Bufonidae. Bases 461 to 1099 code for a protein of 212 amino acids. The record is from RefSeq and is a predicted model, not a curated record.
UUUUUAAUGCCUAUGUGAUUAUUACUAGCUAUAGACAUGCAUUAUGUGUAUUUCUGUGUAGGCAGCUAGUUAGCAGUUCAGAUGUAAAGUAAGGGCCUAGUCAGCUACCCUUGCAGACAUGUUGUAUGCUGUUCUAUGAUAUGUAUAUUUGCAGUUCAUGUACUUUCAUUGCAUUCUUUAUGUUACUGGUUCACAGUUUCACACCAACUUACUUCGGCUCAUUAAAGCUACAGAUCAUUACCUGGUCUCAAUUUACUGAGUAGUAGGAGGGUGUUUAUCUGCCUGCCAAGUCCAUACACACCCCAGGGGUACACGUGGUAACGAGGACAGGACAGUGAAACGGCUGCGACCUAGCCAGUGAAACGGCUGCGACCUAGCCAGUGAAACGGCUGCGACCUGGCGAGUGGAAAAUAGGAUACAGACUUCAGAGGCCGCUUUCCCACCACGCAGCUACCUGCAUAUGAGAACACAGCAGUCUCCUCACAGCAUCAUGUCACAAAGCCAAACUUCUUACAAGACAAGGUCUAAGGCCAGUCGCUCUGCAAGGUCCUCAGCAGUCAGCAAUGCCGCCGCCAUUGCACGUGCAGAAGCGGAGGCAGCAAAAGCACGCGCUGCCUUUGCAGAGCAAGAGAUGCAACUAAAGCUACGUCAAGCAACAUUUGAAGCUGAAAAGGCAAGUCAGCAAGCGGCACUGGAGAAGCUCUCAGCGCAGAAGGAAGCUGCUGCAGCCAUUGCCAAAGCAGAGGCCCUGGAAGCACUCUUUUACCCAGACGACGAAAGAUGCAGCGGUCCAGCCAACCUAGAUCUCAUCCAUCAAGAUUCCCUGCAGCGCACUUCAGAGUAUGUCCAUCGACAUUCCAGAAUGAUCGACACUCUCCAGCCGACAGAAGAUCUUCAACAAGACCUCAUCGACGGAUUUCAUCAAACCCGCCUCACAGCAACCCCGGAAGUCCAGGAUAAGUCUCUAACCCGCAGGCCAGAGGACAAUCCAGGAAAUGAACUAAGUAGGGACCACCCGCCUUCUCAUCAGGAGUUCCAGCCUGCGCAUAAUGUUCCAGAAACAUCCUUUUUCGUGCCUAGAAGGUCUUCCUUCACGUAGAGCUUCAGUGGCGGUUCACAAGACUGAACUGUUCCCUUCAGACUCUCUCCACAGGUCUGCUGGUUCCUACCAUGCAACAAACAAAGUUAGAAACCCUGGUAAGCAGUGUCCUAUACACCGAAAACCACAUUCUCUCCUGACAUGUAGGGGCUUUAGAGAAAAACCCAUUGAGGAGCGUAAAGCCUUCCUUAGAGAAAAUAACAUCUGCUACAAGUGCUGUUCUUCAACCACUCAUUUAGCCAAAGACUGCAAGGUUAGUGAAAAGUGUAAAGAAUGUGAUAGCACAGACCAUAGUACAGCAUUACAUCCUGGACCAGCUCCAUGGACUUUACAACACGCUUACAAUACUGUUCAGCAUGGUGGAGAGGAGGGUAACACUACUGUCGCUACCCUGGAGGUCACUCCACAGUGCACUGAGAUCUGCAAAGGAUCCAUAAGUGGAAGAUCCUGUUCCAAAAUAUGUCUAGUCCGAGUCUACCCAACAGGACAAAGAGACAAAGCAGUCAAAAUGUAUGCCAUUCUAGAUGACCAGAGCAAUAGGUCUCUAGCCACCUCAACCUAUUUUGACAUAUUCAACAUUAAAAGCCCCAGCUUCCCAUACUCACUAAGGACUUGUGCAGGAUUUGUGGAGACGGCGGGGAGAAGAGCAUCCGGUUUCCAAGUUGAAGCGAUGAACGGCGAGAUCAGCUUGCCCUUACCAACCUUAAUAGAGUGCAAUCAAAUCCCUGAUCACAGAUUUGAAAUUCCUACUCCAGAUGUCGCAAUGCAUCAUGCACACCUAAAGCAUAUAGCCCACCUGAUCCCAGAACUUGACCCACAGGCUAAGAUAAUAUUGCUACUCGGGAGAGACAUUCUACGAGUCCAUAAAGUGAGACAGCACAUAAAUGGUCCUGGCAACGCUCCUUAUGCACAAAGGCUGGAUCUAGGAUGGGUCUUAAUAGGAGAAGUCUGCCUUGGGAGUGUGCACAAGCCAGAGUCAGUUCAUAAUAUGUUUAC